AUGGCUGCGUCAAUGGUGCUUAGCGGCCACGGGCCAAGAAAGCAGUUAGCAGAGAAGGUGGCGCGAGUGAUGCAGCUGCUCGACAACGAUGCGGACGAAUCGGAUCUCAAACUUCGGAAGGGCGGAAAGGGGACGACGGUGCGCUGUGACGCAAGCCUGCUCGCCAUUCGACUCCUCCUCGCCUCCCGCUUCCCUUUCCACCGCCUCCCCCCGCUUCCCCUGCUCCAUCCCCUCGCCUCGGCCCAUCGUGGUGACAUCGCCUGCAGCUUACCAGGAAUCGCCACGUCAGCUACUGGCAUCAACCUCUGUGGGCAGCGGUUCGCCUGGGCCUGCGAGACAGGAGAGGAGAGGCGGCGACGGGCGGGGCAGGAGCAGCCAAUAGCUGAGUCGCUUCGACGCGUGGGACGACAGCGAGCCGCUUUACAACCACCCCACUCCCCAGAUAACACCUUCCCCUCGCCCGAGGACGGAUUUUCCGGCCGCCAGCACGCUGAGAUCCAGUUGGAGGAGGAGGAUUAUCGUGGCGUUGUUGGCGGUGGCGCCGAUGGCGGUGGCGUUGUUGGUGGUGGCGUUGUUGGCGGUGGCGCCGAUGGCGGUGGCAGCCCCCCCCUGUCUCGGUGGCACUCUCACUCCCUCGCGGUAGAUUCCAUCGAGGAGGAUCCAACUACGUGUUGCUCACACACUCUCGACCGCCGCCCUGCGCCCUCCCAGUCGCUCCCUGACUGCCGCCUCCCCCGGCGCUGA
Molecule: messenger RNA, 744 nt
Organism: Closterium sp. Naga37s-1
Lineage: Eukaryota; Viridiplantae; Streptophyta; Zygnematophyceae; Desmidiales; Closteriaceae
Source: the annotation of a GenBank genome assembly